UUGUAGAGUUGAAUUAAAAUUAAUUUUUUCUCAAAAUGUUUGAUUAUAAAAAGUUUUUGAGGGUUGAAAUUUUCAUGUUUGAUUAAAAAUUUAUAAAUUUAUUUAAAGUGAAAUUUUUUGCAAAAAUGGAGCGAGCCAUCAGCUCAAAAUUGAGCAGCAGCAGGUGGCUGGAAGCGGUCUGGGAACCUAGUGCUAAGUUAAAUGUACUUCCUGGAGGUCUUGAGAUGAUGGAUGUCGCUGGAGAUGGCGAAGCUAGGCUUAUUGUAAUUGAUCUGGGCGAUGAAUUAAAAGAUUCUGCUAAAGUACGAGUUUUCAAAGAAAGUUUUCAAGUACAAGAGUACACAAUGUUACACCCCCCUUGUGGGGUAGUAGGAUUUUACACAGAAAAUAACGAUCCAAAAUCGGCAGUAGUAGCGGUUGCGUCUUGUACCGAUAUAUUUUUUUAUAAAAAUAUGAAACCUCAUUUUAAAUCCCGUCUACCUUUUUUGGACGCUCAUCCUAAAGAGAAAGAAAUUUGGCACAAAGCUGGAGUUGAGCAAGAAUUGAACGUAAAAAUGUUGUACGAAGAUCUCGAUUUACUUUUAAAAGAACUUGGAGCAGCUUUUAUAACUCCAAGAACCUUAAAAUUCUUAUCGCUGGACGAAAACUUGCGCUUAGAGUUUGCGGAUUUGUACAGAAGCGUUCCUCUAAACCGCCCAGACUGUGCGACCACUAUUGGAACCAUCAGAAAGGAUUCUUGGAACGAUCCGGCGAGCAGUUGUUUGGUUGUCGGUACAGAGGAAGGAUAUCUUUUAAUUUUGGAUCCAAGGUCGUUUCACGUGAUAGAAAAGUUCCAACUAGGUUGGGCGCCAGUGACGACAGCCAGCGUGGGCUUGUGGUCAGGCGAGGGCCAAAUUUUCGUAACCGGGAGGGAAAUGGAGCUCGGCUCACUGAAGAAAGGCUGCGGGACAAUAAAACUUUGGGAUGAUUUGCCCAACCCGGCCGUCGCUAUGUGCAUUUUACCCGGCGAUGGUCUAGCAGUAGUGAUUAUGAGCGGAAUUGUUAUUGGAUUCACGGGUAAAGGACAGCGGAUAUGGAAUAUUGAACUACCUGGGCUAGCUCUUGAUAUGAUAAGCAUUCCCGUUCCUCAGUCGGGCUUGUCACUGAUUGCUGUUAGCGUUCCUAAGGUUGGAGUUGUCAUUUACGAUUCGCAACAUCAUGUUGAUACUAUAACAACUUUUGAACCUAUCUCUGCAAUGAAGUUCGGCAGAAUGGGACAAGAAGAACGCGCAUUAGCAAUGGUGACAAUAAACGGAGGAUUGUGUGUGAAAAUCCUAAAACGAACUGCUAAUUUCAGUACAAGACUAGGAUCAUCAGCAUCAUCAACUAGCGCUUCGGAGAAUACAAACCCGGGAUCUAAAUUUUCAAUUCCCAAAAAAACUAGACUGUUUGUCGAACAAAUGAUGCGAGAAAGACAAGAAGCCAAGAAAAUUUACCAAAGUUUUGAGCAAAGUUUUCUGAGACUUCAGCUAAUGGUCGAGAAGCGAGCUCAUGAAGUUAUUUUUUCUAAUACCGACGCGAUCAACAAUCCAAUUACCAUGGAGAUCAGCGUUCUCGGACUAGGACCUACUUAUGUACUUCGAACCCUGGUAGCAAGCAUGGCCGAGGACAAAAACGAGCCGGCCUUGUUUCUGGUUUUCCGAGCAAACGAAGCAGUCAUCAAGCCUCGGGUUGUGGACUUGCCACUGCUUACUCCGGGAAUUCAAAUGCCCGUGAUGGUUAAGGCUACCCCCAAAAGUGCUGUUUCCGAAAAAGUAAAAGUGCUUUUGUGCAAAAAAGGAAACAUGCAGCCAAUAACUAGCGCAAUUGUGAUGAUUCCUAUCGCAGAGCCUGAUAUUGAAGUGUAAUUUUGCUCGAAAAAAUAAUUGUAAAUUUGUUAUUUUUAAAAAUGUUGACGUGAUUUUUUCAAUAAAAAAUUUAUCGAUAUUAA
Cotesia glomerata is the source of this 1969-nucleotide messenger RNA. It is a transcript of the gene BBS1, whose product is annotated as Bardet-Biedl syndrome 1 protein homolog. Gene Ontology annotation, molecular function: smoothened binding; patched binding. The transcript is spliced from 5 exons. Bases 126 to 1886 code for a protein of 586 amino acids. Gene Ontology annotation, cellular component: axoneme; BBSome; centrosome. Gene Ontology annotation, biological process: protein localization to cilium; non-motile cilium assembly. The record is from RefSeq and is a predicted model, not a curated record. Lineage: Eukaryota; Metazoa; Arthropoda; Insecta; Hymenoptera; Braconidae.